UCUCUUCCGGUGUCGCUCACAUGUGUUUGCUGCUCCUGAUCCACGGUUCUUCUUUGAGUCUAACCGGGCUAGACUGUCUCUGUUCAGGCUGAGGACCGUCGUCCUCUCGGGUCCUCGCUGUAGGACCGUUGCUGUUGUCUGAGCCGUCGCCUUAGCUUUAGCGUUAGCAGAGAGUGUUGUUGGACAUGAUGGAGCUGGACGAUCGGGACUUCUUGACCACUUCUCUUGUGAAGACAGUCAGGUUUGGGGGGACAGUGGCGGACACAUUGGCCAAAUACAAGAAGGGGGACCUGAGCGACUAUGUGCUGCUUCAACAGCAGCUGACAGAUCCUGAGAUCAAGGACUCUCAGAUUGUAAACUGGCUGCAGGAGUUCAGGAACUGUGUGACUCUGCUCAGUAAAGAGCAUGAGCAGCUCAUUCACACCGUGCUGCGCCUUCCGUGGGUGGGGCGCAGUCAGGCUGUAGUGGAGGGGUACCUGGCCUUCCUCAGUAACCUGGUCUCCGCACAGACUGUGUACCUGUGCCCCUGCCUCCGCAUGGUUGUGACCCACUUCAUCCCGAAGCGAGUGACCGUGAGUGAAGGAGGAGUGGACUUCUCUGACUCAGACGAUGAAGAUGAAAACCUGCCCAGGAACUUUGAGCAAUGUCACCACGCACUGCAGCUUAUCUCCAAAUACGUGCCAUCGACCGGCCGCUUCCUCACCCCCAUCCUCCAGGAGAAGUUCCCCUUCAUCCAGAAGUCCCCAAGGACUCUGGAGUGCUACGUCCACAACCUGCUGCGUGUGAGCGUGUACCUUCCCUCUGUGCGCAGAGACAUCCUGGAGAUCAUCAUAGACAAGAUGCUCCAGCUGGACGUCAGCGCCUCCAGAUCUGACAUCGAGGAGGCCGAGGAGCUCGCUGUGCACCAGCAGCCAGAUGAGGCGCUCUUUAACAUGGACGAGGAGCUCCAUGCACAACCCCCCACUUCCUCGCUCAAUGCCCACCCGGUGGCAGAGCGACUGGACACUCUCAUGGCUGUGCUCCUGGCUUAUAUCAAAGACAUCUGCCACGUCAAUGGCACUCUGCAUCUGGACCAGACCAAGGCCCUGUACAGAGACCUGCUGGCCGUGUUCGAUAAGAUCAUCCUGCCCACGCACGCCUGCUCCCACGUCCAGUUCGCCCUCUUCUACCUCUGCAGCUUCAGGCUGGCUCUGUCAGAGGCCUUCCUGGAGCACCUCUGGAAGCUGGUGCAGAACCCUUCCCUGGCUGCAGUGCUCCGGCAGGCCGUGCUCGGGUACAUGGGCAGCUUCCUCGCCCGUGCCAAGUUCAUCCCCAUUGCGACGGUGCGGGCGUGUCUGGACCUACUGGUGUCCUGGAUCCACUCGUACCUAGACUCUCAGGACUGUGUGGACAAACAGUACUGUGACCUGAACCUGCACGGGCCCUUCUACAGCGCCUGCCAAGCUGUCUUCUACACUCUGGUGUUCAGACACAGAGCCAUGCUGGAGGGCAACAUGAAGAGAGGUCUGGAGUACCUGCAGAGCCUGAACCUGGAGCGCAUGGUCAUGUGUCAGCUCAACCCUCUCAAAGUGUGUCUGCCCAUGGUCACACACAUGUUCGCCGCCAUCAUGAGGAGAUACCAGGUGGUGUUCUGCUACACUGUCAUCGAGAGGAACAACAGACACAUGCUGCCUGUGGUACGCAGCUCCACCGGAGGAGACCGGGUCACCGCCAACACCAACCCUCUGGACUGCUUCUUCCCCUUUGACCCCUACUUGCUCAAGAGGUCGGGGCAGGUGAUCCAGCCUCUGUACCAGGCCUGGGAGGAACCAACUGACUCUGAGCUCCACGCUCCCACAGCCAAGCACCAGGAAUCCCAGGAAGACGAGGACGAUUUCCUGCCCGGAGAGACCCCAAAGGCAGAGGGCAUUGUGGGAAUGACGCCGAGUUCAUACGAGUCUGCAGCUCUGAGCUCCAGCAGUGUAGGCUCUCCCCACUUUAGCUUCCACAGGGGACUCUAGUCUCAUUAUACAGGUCUGAACCAGGUCUGAACCAGGUCUGAACCAGGUCUGAACCAGGUCUGAACCAGGACUGGGCCCGGACUACAACUGGAUUCAAGGGCUACACUAUGUUCUAAGACAGACUCAUGAACAAACUGAGCACCUGAGCAGUGUGUGUCAGACGCCGUCCCAUCCUCCUGUAGUAUUAAACUGAGACGUGUGCAGGUCACAUGUGUAUAGUUCAUCUGCAGAUGUUGUGGUGUGUCUGCUGCCCUCCCACGUUCUGCUGUGGUUGGAGAAAUACAGUGGGACAAUGGACCUUGUUACUGAUAGAAAUUAUCAGGAAAAGAAACAUUUGUGAGUUUGACUUUUGGAGAUUUCUUACUACAGGGCUGGAAAAUGGCUCUAGACUUGUUUUGUCUUCCAUUAUGAGUUAGAGACCUAUGUUUUGAUUUAAAUGUGUGUUUCAUAAAUUAUGUUAUAGCCUUGCUAGAUUCUCUCUGGACCCAGUUACUUUCAGCACCGUGUCAUUAUGUUGGUAAUACUUACACCAGGAUGUUUUUUACAGUAUUGAAAAGCACUAUGUAACUUUUCUGACCUUGCUUGUUAUUACCAGUGGUGGAGUGAGCAUUUUACACCUGGGCCUUCAGUCGUGCUCUGUCUGAAACAGUACAUUCCUCACGAACUAUUUUAUGGUUAUAAAAGCAUGUUAUUAUACAGAAACACAGUAUAAAGUGUGGUGGAGAUUCUGUGCACAGAGAAGUGAGGAGAUGGGGGUACGCGGUGCGCAGAGAAGAAGUGAGGAGCACCGGGGCUAAACCAGGACUAAACCAGGAAUAAGCCAGGACUAAAACAGGACUGUUUGUCAGGACUGGCCUGAAGGUGCGCCCACGUAGACUGUCAGGUGACCGCAGACGAAAGGACUGUGCCGGGGCCGGGGCUCUGCGCUGCACAGGGCUCAGUGCAGCUGUUGCCCGAUCACGCUUUGCGGACACUCUCUCAGUCGCUGUCUCGCUUGCUCUCGCUCUCUCUCAAGUCCAAGAUGAGUCCUGGUGUAGUCCUGAUUUAGACCUUGUUUAGAGUUUUAGUGCUGGUUUCACUACAGAUGCAUUUUGCUGCUUUGGCUGGUUCGCUCUGACUGUCCAAUCACAGGUCUGAAUCUGGUGACGUUGUUCACUGCUAGAAGGUCCUGGUGACACCAACUUAAUCUGAUUGGUUGAAGCAACAGUUUCAUUUGUUUUGUGUUCGAUGUCCUGCAGAACGGAUUGUGAAGGCCUCAGAGACACUUCUUUGACUUUGACUCUGCCUGGCAAGUGACAGCUGAAAUGUGAUUGGUCAAAUGCUUUAAUAUGAAAAUACACGUGUUAUUUAAUAAUAAUAUAAUUAACAGAUAUUUUUUUAGGCCAGCAGAGAAGGCCUUGAAGGCCCUGACACCCUGCCACUGGUUAUUAUUUUGUCUGGAAUCACUGGUUUCACAGUAUGGCAUUAAACUGUUUCCAUGGAGAUAAUCUGGUGACAAUUUGACACAGAGUUGAAUGUUUUUAAGGUGCAUCUGGUAUAUGAAGUAAUCAAUAAAUGCAAGAAAGAUGAGUUUAAUGCCAUAAUGUGGAGAAUUCAAGACCGGACAAUAACCUCUUCAUGGAGACAAUGGUAGACCUCCACUACAAAAGUUCCACAGUAGAGCUUUCAUUUAAAUUAUAGUGAGAAUUGUUCAUAAAAAUAAUGUAGUGUGUUUUUGUCUGAAUGAUUGUGACAGAAUAUCACUUUUUAAGAUAUUUUUAUAUAUUUUAUGUUAAAAGAACAAUUUUAGUUGGAAUUCUCAAAAAUGGAAAUACCAUGGAAACAAUAAAGGUUUUUUUUU
This is a messenger RNA of Boleophthalmus pectinirostris (great blue-spotted mudskipper), 3840 nucleotides long. It is a transcript of the gene rrn3, whose product is annotated as RRN3 homolog, RNA polymerase I transcription factor. Gene Ontology annotation, biological process: transcription initiation at RNA polymerase I promoter. Gene Ontology annotation, molecular function: RNA polymerase I general transcription initiation factor activity; RNA polymerase I core binding. Gene Ontology annotation, cellular component: nucleus. NCBI's taxonomy places the organism in Eukaryota, Metazoa, Chordata, Actinopteri, Gobiiformes, Gobiidae. The record is from RefSeq and is a predicted model, not a curated record.